UUUGUGUCUAUGUGCACAACUAGCUGUAACCUAAAGUUAAGAAGGAAUUAAUGGCUCCGUGUAUUUAACUCUGGAGUGACAGUCCGGUAUCUGUAACAUGAGCGGCCAAAAAGAAGUCAGCUUUGACCCAAAAGAGCACCAGCACCUGCGCUACAACCCUCUGAGGGACAGCUGGGUCCUGGUGUCGGCCCACCGUAUGAAGAGACCCUGGGCCGGUCAGGUGGAGAAACCUCCUGAGGAGCAGAUACCCCGACAUGACCCCCGAAACCCGCUCUGCCCGGGGAACACACGAGCUAACGGAGAGCUAAAUCCAGAUUAUGACAGCACUUUUCUUUUUGAAAACGACUUCCCUGCUCUCCAGCCAGACGCUCCCGAUCCUGGUUCAGAUCAACAUCCUCUGUUCCAGUCUAAAGCUGCUCGAGGCGUCUGUAAGGUCAUGUGUUUCCAUCCCUGGUCUGACAUCACCCUCCCACUCAUGACAAAACAGGAAGUGGUUAAGGUGAUUGACAAGUGGGCGGAGCUUGUUGAAGACCUCGGCAGCACAUACCCCUGGGUUCAGAUUUUUGAGAAUAAAGGAGCCAUGAUGGGCUGUUCUAACCCUCAUCCUCACUGUCAGGUGUGGAGCAGCAACUUCCUGCCUAAUGAGCCGGCUCUGUCAGACCGCUGUCAGAGAAACUACUACCAGAAACACGGAGAACCGCUACUGCUGCAAUACGCCAAACAAGAGGCGGAGAAAAAGGAGCGUGUGGUGGUGGAGAGCUCUGAUUGGCUGGCCGUGGUUCCAUAUUGGGCAACUUGGCCCUACCAGACGUUGUUGUUACCACGACGACAUGUCCUCAGGAUGAGUGACCUGACAACCGAGGAGAGGGAGGGUCUGGCUGACAUUAUGAAGCGACUGCUGACCAAGUACGACAAUCUGUUUGAAAUCUCCUUCCCCUACUCCAUGGGCUGGCACGGGGCCCCGACCGGCCCCCAUUUAAAGGAGGACAACUCUCACUGGCAGCUCCACGCUCACUACUACCCCCCUCUGCUGCGCUCCGCCACCGUCAAGAAGUUCAUGGUGGGAUAUGAGAUGUUGGCCCAGGAGCAGAGGGACCUCACCCCAGAGCAGGCUGCUGAGAAGCUCAGGAAUCUACCAGAAGAGCAUUAUAAAACCAGAGAGAACCCGGGAAAAGGAGGAAAAGAGAAAGAAGAUGGAGAAAAGUAAAAGUGAAACAACCUGUGUGAUGACUAAAGACGAAAGGUUGGAGAGUUUAAGUGCCUUUAUGAACACGGUGCUUCAAAAUAUUCUUACAUGUACAAUCUAGAACAUAUGUAUACAUUUUCAAUACAUUUCUGUGUACAUAAAGCGGAUACUGGGCUCCUCACUAUAAUUAUGAAAGCUCCUCAUCCAUGUUUUAGGGAGAUAAUGAGAAAACACUGUUCUUUUCCCCCACAGUCUCUUCUGUUGAAAUUAAACAAACUGUUUGUUGUUUCGUUGUGUUAAAAAGCCUUUUCAAACCACAAAGCUUUUUCUUCCAACAACACAAUGAGUUAUUUGUGAUUUAAAUGAAUGCCUUUGUUUCUUGUGAACGAAUUACAUGGAAAUUAUUUCUUGAAGUGCUUAACUGUUUAACAGCUUUCAGCCCCAAAGCUGUGACAGCUUGAUGUUUAAUUUUAUGGAGAAAAUAAAUGAUUUAUUAGAUGAAAUGUCACCUGAGUUAACAGAC
This is a messenger RNA of Centropristis striata (black sea bass), 1709 nucleotides long. RefSeq names its product galactose-1-phosphate uridylyltransferase (gene galt). Gene Ontology annotation, molecular function: zinc ion binding; UDP-glucose:hexose-1-phosphate uridylyltransferase activity. Gene Ontology annotation, cellular component: cytoplasm. The record is from RefSeq and is a predicted model, not a curated record. The transcript is spliced from 11 exons. Gene Ontology annotation, biological process: beta-D-galactose catabolic process via UDP-galactose, Leloir pathway. The coding region runs from base 98 to 1207 and encodes 369 amino acids. NCBI's taxonomy places the organism in Eukaryota, Metazoa, Chordata, Actinopteri, Perciformes, Serranidae.